CAGAGACAACAGAUUCAUCCGAGGAAGAGUGGCAGUCGAUUUCUGAUCUGGCCAGCGCCUGUCGGAACAUUCUGGAAGCUUUGUCUCAAGAAGAUCGGAAGUCAGGAGAUGGAACUCACGCGACUAUGACCCAGCCAGGUCAGACGGAAACCAAGUUUAAAGACUUCAAGGACAGUGACUCGCCUGGUCACCUCGAGGAGAAAGUGUCCCAGUUAGAGGCCAUGCUGAAGCGACUGCAGGACGACCUCCAAAAGGAGAAGGAGGACAAGGCAACGCUGCAAGCAGAAGUGCAAAGUCUCAGGCAGAACAACCAGAGGUUGCAGGAAGAGUCCCAGAGUACCGUGGCGCGGCUCAUUAAGGUCACUGAACUGCUCUGCAACGUCAACAAACCCUGCUAGCAUUGAAGGCCAAACCAUGGCAGCAAGCAAGAUCAACAGACUGAUCUAAAGGCCGAUGCAAAACUUGCAAACAACGCCCUAAAACUUCUCUUAAGUGACAAGAACAUUGGCAAGCCUUACUCGAAAAGUGCACGAAAACAAACUGGUCGGCUAAAGUACAUUCUUACUCAAAAUAUACUUAAUAUAAUUAACAAGUCAUCCAAAUCUCUGUUUCACCCUAAACAGUUUUCAGGGCUAGAUUCACAUAUAGUCCCAUCACUGUGACAGGUUGUUAACAAUGAUAGCCUUCUGUGCAAGAACCAGUCUCGCAGGAAACACUUAAUCAUUACUGUUUUGGAAGCAUGCCCUUAACAUCGGCUAAUGUUGUUUACAAGCAGUUCGAAACCAUCUGACUGAUCCAAAUUAAUUAUUUGAAACCCUCAGACCUGACUUGAGAAGACAUUUAGUGUCAUUAACUGUUCAAAUUCUUAUUAUACUUUUAAGUAUUUCUUCCCUACAUAGUGAACCGUGUCCCGAUACCUAGCAAUACAUUCCCCUUACCUGUGUUGAAAUGGCUUCAGGAGUUCCAGACCAUGUACUUCAGUGUAUAUACAGUUUCUUACUAGAAGAAAAAUAUUCAAAUAUCAGUGUGACUGUAACCCUCUAUUAACCAUCACAGUGUCAGAAAUGGGUUGAACUCGAUCUGACCUUUUCUCUGUUGGCAAUGGGGUAAAAGGCUGGCUUCUCACUUAUCUCUGGAGUGAAUAUGCGAAUACCAAGAGCGAGUCAAACUGAAGGUGAAAAUCUGUGCAUUUUGGUAAACACAUUUUUUUUAGGACUACCCUUGUGAAAAAGAAGUGCGCUUAAUUGGAUUGAAUGUGCACUUGAAGUUUACUUCAAUACUUAAAAAGUAUAUUUAAAAAAAAAACUUGCAGAUAAUAUUAGCUACUGAAAUAAAAGGCCACUUAAGUGUACUUAAAGUACAUUUAAGUACAGAUUUAAUAGUCUUUUGUCAUGUUUCAAAGUUUUAAAUUAUUUUGAUAAGUUUAAAGUUAAGAUAUUUUGAAUAUAUUUUAUUACAUGACAUACAAUUUUUAAUAGAAAUUAAGUAUAUUUUAGUUUACCAUAAAUGCUUGCUGGUUUCAAAGACAUUAAAAAUGAUAGUGGGUCAAAAAUGCACUCUAAAUUUCAGCUAACUGCAUUUAAUAUAAAUUCAAACUAAAAUACAUUUUCAUUUAAUUGAAAAUAACUAUUACAUUCAUUUCACACUGAAGUAUAUUCUUUUAAAGUAUAUUAUUACUCUUUAUUUUAAAAAUAUGCUUUUAAAAAUACUUUUUCACAAGGGACAAGUCAAAAUUGUGUUCUGUGGUAAUCAACAGCAUGUUGUCAGUUGAAUAUUCCUUGUUUUUGGACAAAUAAUUUGAGAAUAGCCGUUUUUUUUUUUUAUUGAGACUCACUGGACACUUUUUUUUAAUCGAUCAAUGAUAUUUACUGACGCAUACCCAGCUAAUUUCACAAAUUUCACGGUUGUUUAGCUGUGAUUUCAGCAAUUGGACAGUGUCUGAGAUCUGAAAUUUUACAUUCUCGUGAAUGUGUGUCUGUGUGUGUGUGACUGUGCGCAUGUGUUUUUUAAGUCUUAUGUCUGAUCCCACUGAAUCUGAAUGAGCCUUGCAGACACUUGCUUGAAAGACAUUGAUUUGAGAAGAAAACUGUUCUUAGUGUUAAGUUACGAAGGGAAGCAAUGACUUAAAGUAGUACAUUUCUUUUAAUAUAUAUUGCUUCAAGUGUUUGCUGCUCACAAAGAAUUAAGAGAAGAGCCAGACCAGAUCACAAAUUGCCUAGAGUGCUUUACAUUGAAUUGUGAGACGGCACAUAUUUAUAAAAUUGCUAUUUUGUCUCUUUUAUUUUCCAUAUAAAAUCUUUCUUUACCUCACCUAAAGGUGCACUGAUAAUAACAUGAAAAUGUGACGAGAAGAAGAGCAUAUUGACUGGACUCACACUCAUAAAACAAGCCGGACUGAAGUUGAAUGAAUCACACGGCACCACCACAAACCUACAUGCAAAGGGAAACGAAGCAAAAUGUUAAAUAUCCAUACAUCAUACAUGGUUUCUCCCCUUCAAAUGUUGAGUUUUUUUUUAUUUUAGAGUCACUGUGAUAACUUGGUACCAGCAGAUUCUAAUGUAUUACAAUGGAAUUAUAAAUCUAUAUCUUUAUUCCUCUCUGUGAAGAUAUGUAGAGCCAAAAUAAGUGUUACUUCCCUCUGAUGUGUGUAAGUCUAUAUCCAGAUGGAGCUGGAGUUUACUGAUUAGUUGUUACCAUUAGUGGAGAAUUUAUUGAGUUUGAUGAAUGCAGCGCGAUAAUUGUUACAGACAGGAAUAACACUGAUGCAGCUUUUAUGCAAUCAGUAAUGCAUUUUGUGGGGUUUACUUAGCAAAAGAGCAAUGUAAAAGAACUAUUUCCUGUUCAUCUGUGUGCGACAUAGUCUUUUAGACGGGAGGCUGAGAAAGCGCGCGAGUGCAACAAGCAAUUUCUAAGCCACCUUCUGUAUCUGUGUAUGUAUUUAUAAAAAUGUAAUAACUUAUUAAUCUUGAAAAUGUGGAUGUUAUUGCUAGAUAUGUAUAUUUGAACUGGAAGGGAAGAGAUGCAAAAUUGUGAUCCAAUGAAUGUUUAAUUUUAUUUUAUUUUAAAUUGUAAGAGUAUUAAGGCAUGACAUGAUAGCAGGUCAUAUUUUGAUUUACCUGAAUAAUAACAACAACCGUCGAGACGCUUUCCGUAGUGGAAAACUACUCUCUGAAAUUACACUGGAAACAAACUCAAAAGGACAGUGCGAGUUGCAACCGUGGCUGCUUAAAAAAAAAAAAAAAAGAAAAAAAAGUGUGACAUUCCAUCUUUUCAUGUUUUUAAUAAUUUUAUCAUUAUUUUUUUACUGUCAAAGCUGUAUUAUACCUUUUGUUAGAUACUGAAAUGUUAACUCUUAACUGCUGUGGUGGCCCAAGUGGUUUCCAGUUUCAUUGUUAUUAAUGAUACGAUCGGGACACUUUAUCAGCAAAUAAUCCCUAUCUUUUUUUUUAAGGCACGGUAUUUCAUGGAGCCAUGAAUGCUUUUCAUCAUAUAGUAAUGCUUAAUGUUUGAUUUAUGUAUUAAUGAUGCAAUUCUGUUGUUUACAAAAUGUUGGUCCUUUUGAUUUUUAAUGCGACUUUUAAAGUACAGCCUGCUUUCACUGGAACAAAGCCACAGUCACUCCAGGGAAUGAAGCCAUGCAAGUCAUGCAGAUAAACUAGCAUAGUCCACUGGAAAUUUGUGACUGGAUUGUUGUAGUGCCAAAUUUUGUAUUGUUCCACUACCAACAACUGUGGUAUUUACAGACUGUACAAUUAAAAGCCUCUUACAAACUA
This is a messenger RNA of Pimephales promelas (fathead minnow), 3773 nucleotides long. The record is from RefSeq and is a predicted model, not a curated record. NCBI's taxonomy places the organism in Eukaryota, Metazoa, Chordata, Actinopteri, Cypriniformes, Leuciscidae.